ACGUGCAGGAAAUGAACAAGACACUACCGCAGUCAACUGUAUGCUAGGAGAUACUAUAAUAAAGCUUCAGAAUUGCAAAUGUAUUAUUUGGCAUAACGUAAAUCGAUAUUAUAUCAUAGUGGCGCUUUAAACGAAGGCACGUGAUGCAUAGAAGGUUUAUGAGGAAGAGAAGUAGUUCACUAGCUAGUGUGCAAGACUAAUGUAUACUGGUGCAUGAUUUAUACCUUAUAUUUUGUUUGAACUCACAGCGGUCACGUACAAAAGAGAUUGCACACACAGUAAAUCUUGGUGAACUUUUUUUUAAAUCUGGGUGUUUUUAAAUAGCAAGAAUUGCCAUGAAAGGACUUUACUGUAAACUGUCUGGAGACCAGGGGGAUGUGAAGUUUCUCGUACAGGAGACGAGUGUACCCACUGACAUGGGUGACCAUCAGGUCAAAGUUCAAGUAAAAAGCUGUGCACUAAGUCCUGUUGAGUUUAAGCUGUAUGAGGACCUGAAGCUUGGAAUGGAGCAUUACCCGGUUGGAAGGGAGAUUGCUGGGGUUGUUCUUCAAGUUGGACCCAAAGUGACAUUUCUCCAGCCAGAUGAUGAGGUUGUUGGGAUUCUACCUCUGGACGUUGAGCUGUCUGGCCUGUGUUCCGUCGUGCUUAUUGAUGAGUAUAAUUUAGUUCAGAAGCCUGAGAAAGUGAGCUGGUUUGAUGCAGUGGCAGCAAUUAAAGAUGGUCUCAGGGCCUACACAGCUCUCCACACUCUGGCUCGGAUGGCUGCGGGUCAAACUCUACUAGUGCUGGAUGGGGCCAGUCCCUUUGGAGUUGUGGCCAUUCAGCUCGCCCACUAUCAUGGUGUAAAGGUCAUGGCUACAGCUUUGUCUCCGGAGGACCAAAAGUUUUUGGAAGAGCUACGACCGAGUGUGGCAUUUGACUCCUCUUUAUCUUAUUUCUUCCUGCUUUGGCUUGCAUUCACUCAAGGUGUGCAGGAAUCACUUUUAGCUCGAGUGAUCAAAGUGUGGGACUCAAAGGAGGACUUGGUGGACUCAUGCCUUGAAGAGACUGGAGGACUUGGAUUGGACAUCAUCAUUGAUUCAGGAGUGAGACUGUAUGAGGAGGAGCUAGAAGCACUGAUGCAUCUCCCACAUAAACAUGACCUCAUUACCCUUCUUGCGGUUGGAGGUCACUGGGUCACCACAGAGCAGAACUUACAGCUGGACCCUCCGGACAGCCAUAUACUCUUCCUGAAGGCAGCGUCUGUCUCGUUCCUAAAUGAGGAGGUGUGGGCAGCGUCCCGUGCCAAGCAAGGCAGAUAUCUCCAUAUCAUGAAAGAUGUGGUGGAGAAGCUUUCCACAGGGACUUUCAGGCCGCUCUUGGAGGACCCUGUGCCUUUAUAUGAAGCCACCGUCUCUAUGGAGAUGGUUCAGAGAAAGCAAGUCAGAAAGAGGAUAGUCAUCAAGCUUUGAAGUGGACUCCAAAAUUAUGUUUUUCAUAAUUCUGUAAAUCUGAG
Messenger RNA from Myxocyprinus asiaticus (Chinese sucker), 1495 nucleotides. RefSeq names its product crystallin, zeta (quinone reductase)-like 1 (gene cryzl1). Bases 336 to 1451 code for a protein of 371 amino acids. The record is from RefSeq and is a predicted model, not a curated record. Lineage: Eukaryota; Metazoa; Chordata; Actinopteri; Cypriniformes; Catostomidae. The transcript is spliced from 14 exons. Gene Ontology annotation, molecular function: oxidoreductase activity.